Molecule: messenger RNA, 354 nt
Organism: Clonostachys rhizophaga
Lineage: Eukaryota; Fungi; Ascomycota; Sordariomycetes; Hypocreales; Bionectriaceae
Source: the annotation of a GenBank genome assembly
UUCACCCUCUCGCAGCUGCAGUCGCUGCGGGCCCUCUCGGUCUCGCUCAAGGCCCUGCUGCCCGAGCUCGAGGCCGCGCAGGCUGCGGCCGCGGACGAUGUGGCGGCGCCUGGAAAACGUUCGUGGCGCCGCGAGCGUGCCGAGUAUGUCGAGGCGGCGUCGCGCAAGUACCUCGAGAACACGGGCGGGCUGGAGCUGGGGAGCCAGGGAGAGGUGCGGGACGGCGAGUACCAGGGCCAGGGGCGGAAUCUCAGCAAGGGAGAUGUGGAAGGGUUGGAGAAGGCUGUCGCGAUUUUGAGGAAUAGCGAGGGUAGAAGUACGGAAGCUGGGGAGGAGCCUCGCGAUCCAUCAUGA